AUGGCCCGCGCGGUUGUAAUGCAUACAGUUAAUGUGUCGGGCUAUGUGCCGUUCAAUGUGGACAUCCCAACUGUCGCACUCUGGGAAAAAUCAACAGCAUGUGGGCAAUUGAUCCGCGACAAUAUGCACUGGUGUGAGUAUGCCGUGGGACAGCCGCACAGCCAGCCGCAUUUUUUCGAGGAUAUCAUGGAGAUGGUCCCUCGCAAAUCUUUCAAGAAAAAAGAUCCCUUUAAGAAGAAGGCGCGUGACAUCAAGCAUUGCUGGUUGCAAGGAGCGCAGCACUGUGUCGAGCACAAUGCCGUCUGCAGUGUGCCUUCAGCCGAUUUUUCGGUUGCAGGUCUGCCCUGCACAGAUAUGUCCAAAGCAGGGAAAAGGGCUUUUCGUGAGGGGGCCACAGCCCCGGUGUAUGCCGUGCAUGGCAAAUUCCAUGGCCACAAGCAGACCCCGUUGCUGCUGUUGGAAUGCACACCGGACUUGGACAUGGACAUGGUGAUGCAAACCCAUCCGGACUACGACUUUUUCCAGUUGUUCACAGAGCCGGCUGAUUCAGGCCAUUUUGCAAUGGCCAGGGCACGGACCUAUGUCAUCGGCCGCCACAAGAAAAAAACUUGCUGUCUAAGAGACCCCUUCGAACUCCAUGCAAGGAUCAAGGAUGCCGUGCAUCGUUAUGUCACGACAAAGCCCUCGGACUAUCUCGUGGCCACCAAGGGUGAAGUCCUCAUGGAGGCAGAGGCUUGUGCCCGACAGCGUGGGAUACCGUUCCAGCCGGGCUGUCUCAACCUUUGGUACCUUCUGCUCCAGAGGGAGCAAGAAGUCGUCGAGAAGUUGAACGGAGAGUACAUGCGCAGAUUUGGGGACGACCCGUGCCAGAACCCGAAUCUCUGCUACUACCUCGGAGACUCAGCCGAGUAUCGAACAUGGUCCGCAAGCUCUGGCAAAGUACCAACUUUUCGAUUGGGGAGCAAGACAGCCAAGUAUUGGUUCCCCAUGUUCCAGCGAUGGCUCACAGCCAAGGAACGACUGAGCCUGAUGGGGUUCCCAGUCGUGCCGGAAUUGGCUGCUUCAAUGUUGGUGGGGCAGUACCCUGCGACCGACGUCGGCCGUGCUAGCGAUGUCUGUGGCAAUGCCAUGCACUUCAACUGCUCCGCCCUGAUGCAAAUGUUGGCCCUUUCAUGCUUCGGGCCGUCCGACUUGUGA
Molecule: messenger RNA, 1197 nt
Organism: Symbiodinium sp. CCMP2592
Lineage: Eukaryota; Dinophyceae; Suessiales; Symbiodiniaceae
Source: the annotation of a GenBank genome assembly